Copidosoma floridanum is the source of this 831-nucleotide messenger RNA. RefSeq lists its product as uncharacterized. NCBI's taxonomy places the organism in Eukaryota, Metazoa, Arthropoda, Insecta, Hymenoptera, Encyrtidae. The record is from RefSeq and is a predicted model, not a curated record.
AUGAUACUUGGUGCUGAUUUCUUCCCUCAAGUUAUCAAGCCGAACAUCAUCAGAGGGCUAGCAACUGAACCCAUAGCUCAGCUUUCACUCUUUGGUUGGCUCAUCUCAGCGCCUAUGUGUUGCAAUCACAGUGUGUCCCUCUUUAGCCAGUCUCAUCACGUCGUUUCAAUAAGUGACACUCAGCUGCAAGAUCUACUCACUAAGUUCUGGGUUCAAGAGGAAGUUCCACUCAACUCAGAUCACGCACUCACCCCAGAGAAAGAGGAGCGUGAGCAGCAUUUCAAGGAGAUUCACUCACGAGAUCCAUCAGGUAGAUACGUGGUACGAAUACCGUUAAAAAAUUUUGCCUCAUUAUUAGGUGAAUCUCAACAGCGUGCUCAAGCAUGCUUUAAGCGCGAUUCGAGCCGCAUCCAGCGUGAUCCAGACUAUGGCAAACUAUAUGUUGAUUUCAUGGAUGAGUAUUUAGCGCUAGGUCACAUGCGCCCCAUCAGUUUGGAUCACCUCUCUAGAACACCUCAUUAUUAUUUGCCUCAUCAUGGAGUGCUGAAGAAGGAUGGAGAUACCUCCAAGAUUCGUGUCGUUUUCAAUGGUUCUGCUCUGACUUCUUCUGUUUUCUCUGUGAACAGUAUUACUCACACUGGCCCUAAUCUCUUGGCUAACAUCAUGGAUGUGAUUUUAUGGCUCAGAUCAUUUCAAUGGACCUUCUCAACAGACAUUUCAAAGAUGUACCAGCAAGUUGAUGUUCACUCCGAUGAUUGGGAUUUACAACGUAUCAUAUCGAAGGAUAAAACUCAAAGAGACACUUACUUCCAUCUUACAACGGUCACUUAA